Monodelphis domestica (gray short-tailed opossum) is the source of this 9386-nucleotide messenger RNA. The record is from RefSeq and is a predicted model, not a curated record. Lineage: Eukaryota; Metazoa; Chordata; Mammalia; Didelphimorphia; Didelphidae.
UGGUAUUAUAGCCAUAUUACAGUUUUGGUCUUAAGAAGAUAGAGUAAUCACUUUUUGAAUUCUCUGAUAUAUAGGUACUUGCGUCCCCUACUACGGUCACUAUGCUGGGCAAAGUGUUUUUGGUUUUGUUGUUAUUGUUUGAAUUGUCAUGAUCUGAAUGUUUUCAGUUAACAGGAAAGUUUUGGUUGUACUUGUAAGAACCACCUUUUCGAAUAUACAUGUUAAAUUAUAUUGCUUAACAUCUGAAUAGAAUGUGAGUAAGCUUCUAAAAUAUACCAUGCCUCUAUAAUGAAAAUUUUUAAAUAAGAGCUUUCAUUUUUAAAUGCUAAAAUCUUUGAUUCCAUUUCUGUAAUAAAUGGUAGUCUGAUGGGAAGGAAGGAGAGAAUCAAAGCUAGCUUUUAAGCUUUUUUGCCCAGUGAGUGAAGAUCUGUUGAACAUUUACAUUUUUUUCCUAUGUAAACAAUGACUUUUGUGACCUGGUAGAAAUAAUUUAUUUUUUAUUCUUUACUAGAGAUAACUCGUGAAUUGUUAUUUGAAGAAAAUAAGGGAUUGGCCAGUUUUUAUCUUUAGAAACUUGGUAAAAUCCUACCUUGACUUUUCUUUUUAGAAUUCCUAUUUCUGCCUGUUCUGGUACUCUUUUUUUUUUUUUCCUGUGAAUUAAUGUUAUGGGAUUAAGUAUCCAUCUUCCUUGUGACCCUCAAGGGAAGACUCUGGACUCUUAGCCCAAAGUUGUUAGAGCUUCUUCUUAUUUUUGAAAUUCUUUUGGGUGUGUGUGUGUGUGUGUGUGUGUGUGUGUGUGUGUGUGUGUGUGUGUGUGUGUGUGUGUUUAAAAUAUACACUCCUUCAGAACAGGGGCUGUUGCCUUUUUUAUUCUUGACUACACAAUGCUUAGCCCAUAGUAAAAGCUUAAUAAAUGCUUUUUUAUUCAUUCAAAACCCUUUAGGUUUAACAAAUAGUACUCCAGGCAUGCCUAAAAUCCAUUCCUUCAUCACCUCUCUCUCUUACCCCCCCUUAUCUUUCUUAAAGACUCAACUCAAAUCCCAUCAUCUGCUGGAGGGCUUUUCUGUUUGUUUGUUUUUUUCCUACCACUCUUUUAGGCCCCAGGGUCUUUCUAAAUGACCUUCCAACUGCACUGUAUAUAUCUUGUAUCUACAUGUUGUGUUCCUCAUUAGAAUGUGAACUCUUUGAAGAUAAGGACAAUGAUCUUGCCUAUCUUUGUAUCUCCAUCUUUUUUAACAUGGUGGAGAGUAUGUAAUGAGCACUUAAUAAAUAAAUCUUCAUUAACCUGAUUUGGAAUGUUCUAUAAAGAAUUGGAUAAGAUGAAAUAUCAGGAAGUGUAAAACAAUUUAUGUAUAGCAUAUGAGUCUAUUAUGACAAGGUCUAAGGGGGGAAUAUAAUAUAACCUUUUCUUAUAGUGGAAUUUGAUCAUCAUAUAUUUUUUGAACUUACAUUCUUUGUUUGCAGAAGUUGAAAUACUAAAUCAUAUUGAAUUAUCAAUUAUAAGAAGCACUUUAAAGUCUGUAAAAAGGGAGUUAUUUAAUUCAACAAGCAUUUAUUAAAUGUUUUCUGUGUCCCUGGUGUUCAGCUAAGUAGUAGAGAUAGAUAGAUAAGAGGAAACAACCUGUAUUUUCAGGGAGAUGACAAGCUGCAUGGAAGAAACAACAAAGGAACACAUAAGUAAAUAUAAACAAAAUUUGAGGACAGGAAGCUCUCUCCUCUGGGAGAAUCACUGAACUGAGCCUUGGAAGGAACAGACAGACUCGCAGCAGAGAGAAUAGCAGUCUUGCUUACCUACCCUAUUUUUCUUUCUCUAACAUUCCUACUUGGUUCUGUCAUUGGUUUUGCUGGUGGCUAGGUCUAACCUGUUUGAAAUUCAGCAUAGAAGAGAGCAGGUGAUGUAAGUUGUUCAUCAACAGCAUCAGCAAGAGUCUACCGAGGAGGUCUUCCUCCAGGAGUAACUGCCCUAUACACGCACAAGAGUAGUAUCUGUUCUAUUCCUUGUCUUCAGUUAUGAGUAGCAAUGCAGAAUUCUUUGCACUGUUCUUCGCUUUAGUGUGAUUUUAUCCAUACUCUUUGUCCCAUAGCUUAGUUGACUGGUUAUCUUCUGUAUUAACAAAUUAUGAUGAUCAGAACAUUAGUAAGAUGCAAACAGUUAAGAAGGAUAGCAUUGCCUCCACUUUAUAUUUUGGGCAUGGUUGUUUUCACUGAUAUUUUAAUUUCCUCUAUAAAAUGAGGUUGGGUCAAAUGACCACGAAGGUCUCUUCCAGCUCUUGUUUUGUGAUCUUAUCCUAAUCUCAUGUCUGUCGUGACUUGGCUGUGUUCGAACUUAGACAAGCCUUAAUUUCAUCAUCUGUAAAAUGAAAGGGUUUGGUGAAAUGAUUUCUAAGGUUCAUUUCAGUUUGUAUGCUCAAAGUUACAGAAUACUAGUUCUGAUGUUGUUUAUGCUUUUUGCUUUUUAUGUACUUGGUAUUUUGGGCGCUGUCAAGUUAAUAAACUUCUUGUGGGUAAGAACUGUAUCUCCAUUCAUUUUUGCAUUUUCUCAUUGCACUUAAUACAAUUUCCUCCAUGUAUCUUAAAUAUUACUUCUGGUUAGAAAUCUCAGUGAAAAUUAUUUAUCUAUUCUUAGACUGCCUUGCUUCAAUGGAACAAGUUCCAGAUAAAGGAAAAUGGAUUCUUUACUUUGUGGAUUAUCUCUUAUUUUCUUUCAUUUGUUGUCCAAUUGAGUCUCAACUAUUUCCCGGGGUGCUAGGCCAGGAAAGGGGGAAUUGUGAUUAGAUAUGAAGUGGGAGGAUGGAUAUGUCUGGAUAUCUGAACAUCUCAUUUUUUUUCACAAGUCUAGAUAACUUUGUAAUCUGUGCUUCUGCUCUACUAUAUUAGCAAUCACGCCGUUUCUGCAAAUGAAUAUAGAGUUACUAUAGCUCACCCUUGGGACCAACUAUGUCAAUGGUAAGGGCAGUCCAUAGGAAAUUAGGUUGCUCAUAAUUUAUGGAGUGCAAUUGGUCCACUGACACCGAGACUGUUCUCAUUUCUAUUCAGUUUCAUUCAGCAGAUUAUAUGUGAGGAGGAUAGAAAAUGACAAGGUACCUAGCAGCUGUGCUUUCAAUUGAGCUACUGUACUAGAGGCAGGCUGAAUUAUUUUAGGACUCUGUAAGAUAAAACUAGAAGCCAUAGUGAAGUAGUGGGAUUAUUUGUGGAAAGUAGCAAGAGCAGGAGUAGAGGGACUUUGCUUAUCCAUCUUUACUCAGGAGGAAUUGCUAGGCAAAGUGAGUCAUUGCAAAUAGUGCCCUGAUUAAUUAAGAUGAGUUAAGAUUAGUAACACAUUUGUGGCAACUGUGAAUAGUUAUCAAGAAUAUAACAAUUCAAAUAGUUGGUGUACUGAGGGCAGGAUUAUUUUCAAAGAAUGCUAUAAAAAGUACUCAAUUUAUGCUUGAUUAUAUUUUUAGAAUGCUCAUUUCAUUCAUAAAUGUUUUUGUUAACUAAAAUAUUACAUAUGGUAAACAUGUCAUCUUUGUUUUGUAUAACUUGGUUGCAGGAUAUUAGCAGAACCAGUUUUGUCAAUGAUUUAUUUAGAAAAUAUGUGCUGAGGCUAUUUUUAUUUUCAUUUGUUUAUUUUCCAUUUAUAUUUUCUGACUUUUAAGCCCAGAAGAAGAAAAAUUAGUGACAAGAUACUUUGCUUUCAGUUUCCAUUAGUACAGAUUCUUCUUUCAUUAACAUUUGGUGGGUCUGGGAGCACCUUAAUAAAGUCUGGGUAAUUUAGUUUUCAGUUUAAAUUCUCAACUGGCAAUUGGCCGAAAGGACACGUGUCUGAAGACUUGAGCAUCCAAAUGCUAUUUUGUGAUUGGCUACUAUCUGCUUGACAUAGGCGGGCCCUAUCAAGAAAGUCUAAAGGAAUCAUCGAAGAGAAAUCAAAGGGAUGAAGAGUUACAGAACAGAUGGGAUGAAAUAAUCCAUGAAGAGGAAGCCAGGGAGAAACUCUGAACCAAACAGGAAACUCCUAAACUACCACAAGAAGAUUAAAAAGAUGCUCCUCCUGCACCAGGAAAGAUCGGAAGAUCUUUUUCAGUGUUGUUGAAGGUGUGGGAUAUAAGAGCUUGAUCUGUUGGUUCCCAUCUACCUUCUUUUCUAAAGUUACAAAUUAUAAUAAUGUGGUAGAAACUAAUUCGGAUUCAGAUGAUGAGGAUAAACUACAUAUUGUGGAAGAAGAAAGUGUUACUGAUGCAGGGGAUUGUGAUGCUAGUGUGCCAGAAGAUGAUUUGCCAACAGACCAGACAGUGUUACCAGAAAGCCAUGAACAGGAAGGAAGUACCAGCAGUUGCUGGGAAGAUGAUGGAAAGGAAGGAAAAGAAAUCCUGGGGCCUGAAGCUCAGGCAGAUGAAGCCACAUGCGCAGUAAAAGAGGAUGAAUGUGACUCGGAUGCAGAAAAUGAGCAAAACCAUGAUCCCAAUGUUGAAGAAUUCCUACAACAAGAAGAUACAGCUGUUAUCUAUCCUGAAGCACCUGAGGAGGACCAGAGACAAGGCACCCCAGAAGCCAGUGGUCAUGAUGAAAAUGGAACGCCAGAUGCAUUUUCUCAACUUCUUACCUGCCCUUAUUGUGACCGAGGCUACAAACGCUUUACCUCUCUGAAAGAACACAUUAAAUAUCGCCAUGAAAAAAACGAGGACAACUUCAGUUGUUCCUUGUGCAGCUACACGUUUGCAUACCGAACACAACUUGAACGUCACAUGACAUCCCAUAAAUCAGGAAGAGAUCAAAGACAUGUGACCCAGUCUGGGGGUAACCGAAAAUUCAAGUGCACAGAAUGUGGCAAAGCUUUCAAGUACAAACACCACCUUAAAGAGCAUUUAAGGAUCCACAGCGGAGAGAAGCCAUACGAAUGCCCAAACUGCAAGAAACGUUUUUCCCAUUCUGGUUCCUAUAGCUCACAUAUAAGCAGUAAGAAAUGUAUCGGCUUGAUGCCUGUGAACGGCCGGUCCAGAACGGCGCUCAAGACGUCCCAGUGCUCGUCCCCUUCUCUGUCGGCAUCCCCAGGCAGCCCCAGCAGACCCCAGAUCCGGCAAAAGGUCGAGAACAAGCCCUUGCAAGAACAACUGCCAGUAAACCAAAUUAAAACUGAACCUGUGGAUUAUGAAUUCAAGCCCAUAGUGGUUGCUUCAGGAAUCAACUGUUCGGCCCCGUUGCCCAACGGGGUCUUUGGCGGUGGCAGCCCCUUGCAGGCCACCGGCUCUCCUCAGGGUGUGGUGCAGGCUGUGGUCCUCCCGACGGUCGGCUUGGUGUCUCCCAUAAGUAUCAACCUGAGCGACAUUCAGAACGUCCUCAAAGUGGCCGUGGACGGCAGCGUCAUCCGGCAGGUCCUGGAGAACAAUCACGCCAACCUGGCAUCCAAAGAUCAAGAAACAAUCAGCUCGCCCACGAUACAGCCGGCGGGGCAUUCCCUCAUUUCGGCCAUUAGUCUUCCCUUGGUUGACCAAGAUGGAACAACCAAAAUUAUCAUCAACUACAGCCUGGAGCAACCUGGGCAGCUGCAGGUGGUUCCCCAGAAUCUGAAAAAAGAGAACGUGGUUCCCACCAACAGUUGCAAAAGCGAAAAGUUGCCCGAAGACCUUAGAGUGAAGUCUGAGAAAGAGAAGCACUUUGAAGGAGGCCCGGAGGACAGCACCUGCCUUCUGUGCGAGGACUGCCCCGGAGACCUGAACGCACUUCCAGACCUAAAGCACUAUGACCCCAAGCAGCCCGCUCCGGCCGCCCAGCCCGGCGUCCCCGAAGCGGACAAGACCGAGCCCCCCGCCCCGGCGGACCCCGGAGAGGGCCGCCUGUCCCCCAGUCAGCCGCCGCUGAAGAACCUCCUAUCUCUCCUCAAAGCCUACUACGCCCUCAACGCCCAGCCCAGCGCCGAGGAGCUCUCCAAGAUCGCCGAUUCUGUGAACCUGCCCCUGGACGUGGUGAAAAAGUGGUUUGAGAAAAUGCAAGCCGGACAGAUUCCAGGACAGGCGUCCGAUCCGUCCUCCCCCGAACCGGGCAGAGUCGGCGUCCCUGCCGCCGACAAGGACCCCACAGCGUCUGCGAGUGCGGACGAACCCCAGGACGGCGCGGCGCCUUCCAAGAGUCCAGGGAAGACGACCAAGUCUCCUGCUGUCCCGGUGGGCUCCGCUCUGAACAGCUCCAGAAGUCGCACGCCAUCCCCAUCCCCACUCAACCUCUCUUCAUCCCGAAACACGCAGGGUUACGCGUACACGGCAGAAGGGGCACAAGAAGAGCCACAAGUGGAGCCUCUCGAUCUUUCACUACCAAAGCAACAUGGAGAAUUACUGGAGAGAUCCACCAUCACUAGUGUUUACCAGAACAGUGUUUAUUCUGUCCAGGAAGAACCCUUGAACUUGUCCUGCGCCAAAAAGGAGCAGCCACCCAAGGACAGCUGUGGGACGGACUCAGACCCAGUUGUCAAUGUGAUCCCACCAAGUGCCAACCCCAUCAACAUCGCCAUCCCCACCGUCACUGCCCAGUUACCUGCCAUCGUGGCCAUUGCCGACCAGAACAGCGUCCCGUGCUUGCGGGCACUGGCUGCCAAUAAGCAGACCAUUCUGAUUCCCCAGGUGGCAUACACGUAUUCUGCGACGGUCAGCCCCGCCGUCCAAGAAGCACCCGCCAAAGGCACCCCGGCCAAUGGAAAUCAGGAUGAAAGGCAAGACACUAGCUCAGAAGGAGUAUCAAAUGUAGAGGAUCAGAAUGAUUCUGAUUCUACCCCACCCAAAAAGAAAAUGCGGAAGACAGAAAAUGGAAUGUAUGCCUGUGAUUUGUGUGAUAAGAUAUUCCAGAAAAGCAGUUCCCUAUUAAGACAUAAAUAUGAACAUACAGGUAAACGGCCUCAUGAGUGCGGAAUCUGCAAAAAGGCAUUUAAACACAAACACCAUUUAAUCGAGCACAUGCGCCUGCAUUCUGGAGAAAAGCCUUAUCAAUGUGACAAAUGUGGAAAACGUUUCUCACACUCGGGGUCUUACUCACAACACAUGAAUCACCGCUACUCUUACUGCAAGAGAGAAGCUGAGGAGCGCGAUGGCCCCGAGCAGGAAGAGGCAGGCCCAGAAGCCCUGGCUCACGAGCGUGCGGGGACCAGGGCAUCUCCCUCCCAGAUCGACUCGGAUGAGAGAGAGAGUUUAACCAGGGAAGAGGAUGAAGAGAGUGAAAAAGAGGAAGAUGAGGAGGAGGAAAAGGAGGUGGAAGAACUUCAGGAAGAAAAAGGAUGUGGAAAACCCCAAGAGGAGGAGGAGGGGGAGGAAGAAGAGGAGGAAGAGGAAGAGGAGGAAGAUGAGGAGGAGGAGGGCGAGGGAGAAGGAGCAGAUGCUGAGGGUCCCAGGAAGGAUGAAGAGGCCGUCAACCAAGCUCGCAGUGUAGAACAAGAAAUCACAGAGAAUGGCGAAUAAGGAUCGAAAGAGAAAACAAAUGAAGCUUGAUCAGUUUUUCUUAGAAGAAAGAUAAAAUCUCAUUGGUAAUGAAGUUUGUUCUAUACUAUACAUGCUUUUCAUGGAAACAUGGUAGCUUGCAUACCGUGAUUUCUCUUCACUACUGUGUAAAAAAAAAAAGUUAAAAAAAAUACAAAAACCCACAAAAAAAAAUAUCCAGGUGUGCCUGAACCUCAAACCUAGUAAUUUUUCACGCAAUUUUCAAAGUUAGGAACAAGUUUGUAACAUGAAGCAGAUUAGAAAAAUAAAUAUAGUGACUCUGAAAGCAAAGAUUCAACAGGUUGAAGGAAACCUGAUUUAUUAGACAAGCAUCUGGCAUCAUUUUCUUUUAUCAGUAUUAAUUUUCAUUCUUUUGUUGGUUAAUUUUUGAGCUGUACAAUUGGGAGAGAUUUAUAUAAUUUUUUAUUGGUAAAACAUUUGCUAAAUCCGCUUCAGUAUUUUAUUAUGUUUUUUUUAAAAUGUGAGAACUUCUGCACUACAGAAUUCCCUACCCAGAAGUACGAUGCAGUUCCAAACCGUGCUGACUGCCUUCUGGCGCUUCCGUCUCAGAGGUAGUUAAUAUCUAACAUUUAGAUGCUGUAGUCAAGCAUUUUAUCAUUUCAAGUAUGGUGUUAGCCUUCAGAGAGCAGCCCAUAGAAGAACGGAAGUUUCUUACUCAUGUGGUUUAAAAUGUAGUUGAAAAAGAUUGUCGUUGAGUUCUGAUUGCAGGGACUAACAGUGUUAAUACUGGUAAGGACAGCAAAGUCGUCAAAAAAAUCAGUGUUUGUAAUUGUGUUUGAGUAUGUAGUAACAAAUAUGAAGGAUAUGAUAUGAAGCUUUGUAUCUCCUUUGGCCUUAAGCAAGACCUGUGUGUGCUGUAAGUGCCAUUUAUCAGUAUUUUCAAGGCUCUCGCCAGCCUUGGGUCAAUGUGUGGCCUACAAUAACUAGCAUUUGUUGAUCUGUAUCAAAAUUCUCAAAUGAAACUUAAGAACAUCAUCUCUGUCAUUAGAGAAACAAAACCCCUGGAACAUUUCAUCCUUUAAUUCCUCAGUAUUCAUUUUGGGUUAACUGACUUUCAGAAUUUCUCUUCAGCAAUGACAAGGGAAAAUUUCUAAUCUGCUCUAUCCAUUGGUUUUAAUUUCAGACACAGACACAAGUCGUCAUUAUUUGGCUCAUAACUGUUUCCAAAUGUUAGUUAUUAUGGACCCCAUUUAUUAACAAAGUUAGCUGAUUUGUACCUAUCAGUAUUAUUUUUAUUUCUUUUAGUUUAUAGAUCUGUGCAACAUUUUUGUACUGUAUGUCUUCAAACCUCGCAGUAUUAAUACCCUUCUUACUGACAUAUGUACCUUUUUAGUUUUAGAAAACUUUUAUAUUUAUGUGUCUUAUUUUUAUAUUUCUUUAUUUAUUACACAGUGUAGUGUAUAAUACUGUAGUUUGUAUUAAUACAAUAAUAUAUUUUAGUAUGAAAAUUUGGAAAGUUGAUAAGAUUUAAAGUAGAGAUGCAAUUGGUUCUCUUGCAUUGAGAUUUGAUUUAACAGUGUUAUGUUAACAUUUAUACUUGCCUUGGACUGUAGAACAGAAGAUUAAAAUGGGAAUGUAUUAGUUUUACAAUUACAAUCAAGUCAUUUUACCUUUACCCAGUUUUUAAUAUAAAUCUCUUAAAUUUUGAAAUUCACCGUGUGACUAAUCGCAUGAUGCCCUGCAGUUUUAUUAAAGGAUUAGCCUGACCAUAAAGCUCUCAUUUCCUUAGAAAGCCAAACUAGGAUAACCUUCUAGAAACAGCAUUGGGAACAAUGUCUAACAGUUCUGUGCCAAUUUGUUCCUGUAUUCAUGUAUGUAAGUUACAAAUCUGAAUCUUCAUUUUUAAGUUCCUUGUUACACCAUGGUCAUUUUCUAGUUUUUUACCAGACUCCCCCAUCUCACAAUAAAAUGCGUCAACAAGCCUGA